GCCACGACUGAUGGACUGACGGCAGAGAGGCAGAGGAUAGAGGAGACGACAACAGCAAGGUUUUGCAUCCAGGGGACGUCAGUGCGUGCAGCUGCAGCCCCAAGACGUCGAAGAUGGCUGCGCUGAUACCGAAAACAUCGCUCCAAAUAGCGAAGAGACAGAGCGUGGCGGUAACGAGCGUAGCCGUGCAGUCUUCGUGCAACUACUCGCAGAAGCCCCAUAUCCUCAAGAACCCGAAUCUGUCAAAUCUGAAACGAGGUACCGGCGGUCGCAGCUCCUUCAACGGCAUCGUCUGCACCAUCUUCGGUGCCUCGGGUUUCAUUGGCAAACAUGUGGUCGGACGACUUGGGAGGAUCGGAACUCAGAUGAUUAUCCCGUACAGGGGCGAUCAUUAUGAUGUGGCUAGACUCAAGGUGUGCGGUGAUCUGGGCCAAGUGCUGUUUCAUCCGUUUGAUCUGAGGGACGAGGAGUCGAUUGUCAAGUGCAUCAAGUACUCCAACGUUGUGAUCAAUCUUAUCGGGCGCGAUUACGAGACCAAAAACUUCAAGUAUGGAGACGUCCAUGUGGAUGGAGCUGCCAGGAUCGCCAGGCUUUGCAAGGAGAAUGGCGUCGAUAGGCUCAUUCACGUUUCCUGCUUGAAUGCCACCGCUGAACCUAAGCCAAUUCUCUUGCCUCGAGGCUCCCAAUUCUUCAAAUCAAAGUGGGAAGGUGAAUGGGCUGUCAAAAAAGAGUAUCCAGAAGCAACGAUCAUCAGACCUUCGGAUGUUUAUGGCACUGAGGAUCGCUUUAUUGGUGUUUAUGGAAACAGAUGGAGGCAACAUUUUAGAGGAAUUCCAUUGCUGAAUAAAGGAGAGACUGUGGAAAAACAACCUAUUUGGGUUGGUGAUGUAGCUGCUGGUAUUGUAGCAGCUAUAAAAGAUCACAAAAGUGCUGGCAGAACUUACCAAUUCGUGGGACCAAAACGUUACAGACUAUCGGACAUUAUGGAUUACCUGCACGAACUUUUGAGAAGAGAAUGUGCAGAUUAUGGAUAUCGUAGGAUUGAAUUAAAGUAUGCACCGCUUUUCAUGCUUAAAGUUAAGCUUACCGAAGCUUUAAGUCCUGCUUACCCAUUAGGUUAUUUGCACAUGGAGGGAUUAGAAAAAGAACAUACCUGUGACAACGUAGUCAAAGGUGUACCAAAGCUCGAAGAUCUUGGAAUCGAACCAUUACCCAUCAAUGAGCAAUUCAGAUGGGAGGCGGUUCCUUUCCGCUUCGAUGGCUCUUACGAAUACGAACACAAUGAAUUUGGCGAUAUACAGUUUCCUGAACCAAUUGCUUAACUUUUCAAAUUUAGUAUUGUGAUAAAUAUGUCAAGAUUACAAAAAGAAGACAACGUGUUCAUUGAUGAACACCUUAGCAUCCAAAAGUUAAAUUCUGUAUCUUAUUAUUGUUAAUGAUCACUGGUUUAAACAUUAAAGUGCAGACAAAAUGUAUUAGAAACUCAUUUUUGUAAAUAAUAAAAAUCGUUAUUAUAUUAUUAUUUAGAAUGAAAAGAGGUAGUACAUGGUCAUUGUGAAAAAAAUGUAAUUUCCAAAUUACAGUUGUAAUAACGAAAUCUCUCGCUCUCUAUUUUUUUAUUUCAGCUUAUUUAUUUUUUGUUUUUCUUGUUGAACAUUUUAGAACCACAAUAACUUACAUGAUGGAAAGAUUAAUUUAUUACACGGUAUUUUUCAAUCACUAUCAAUAAAAAAUACAAGCUAGGUGUUGGUCCUUGGUUUUUUAUGCUGACCGAAUGCCAAGCAAAGUCUUAUCAGUAGUAUGUCAAGCAAGCAUUAAAAAUAAAAUCCACAAAUUCGUUUCACGAA
Copidosoma floridanum is the source of this 1847-nucleotide messenger RNA. RefSeq names its product NADH:ubiquinone oxidoreductase subunit 39 (gene ND-39). The record is from RefSeq and is a predicted model, not a curated record. Gene Ontology annotation, cellular component: mitochondrion. Lineage: Eukaryota; Metazoa; Arthropoda; Insecta; Hymenoptera; Encyrtidae. Gene Ontology annotation, molecular function: protein-containing complex binding.